UCGCCAGAGCGCGGGCAAUGCACCAUCCGAAAAAGAAGCCGUGAGUAUACUUGUUGCAUCGCUUCGCGCUAGCAUAGACCCGGUUUUCUCGUCCACCGAUUUCCUCGAAAUUGUCAAAUUGGUCAACAUACGUCAGACGGCACGAUGUUCGAGGCACGUUUGGUGCAAAGCGCGAUCCUGAAGAAGGUGUUGGACGCGGUGAAAGAUCUUUUGACUGAAGCUACGUUCGAAUGUUCCGACUCGGGAAUUCAGGUUCAGGCGAUGGACAGUGCGCACGUCUCGUUGGUCUCCUUAAAUCUCAGGAGUGACGGUUUCGACAAGUACCGUUGCGAUCGGAACCUCUCGAUGGGCAUGAGCAUCAGUUGCAUGUCAAAGAUUCUGCGAUGCGCCGGUGCAGAAGACACAGUGACUCUGAGAGCAUGGGACAAUCCUGAGUCUAUUACUUUUAUAUUUGAGUCGCCUAACAAGGACAAGCUCGCCGAAUAUGAGAUGAAACUUAUUAACAUGGAUCAAGAGCACCUUGGCAUACCUGAAACGUCGUACUCGUGUGUAAUCAAAAUGCCGUCUGGAGAAUUUUCACGCAUAUGCAGAGAUCUAAGCCAGUUCGGGGAAUCCAUAACUUUCGCUUGCAGCAAGGAAGGAAUAAAGUUCAGUGCCUCCGGUGAUUAUGGCUCGGCUAAUAUCAAAUUAGUGCAGAAUACGGACGCGGAUAAGGAGGAAGAAGCAGUAGUAAUUGACAUGCAAGAACCGUUGAAAUUAACAUUCGCUUGCCGUUACUUGAAUUGUUUCGUGAAAGCCGGCCCUCUAUGUAAUCAAGUUCAACUGUCUAUGUCCGAUGAUGUUCCUUUAGUAUGCGAAUACAAGAUCGGCGAUAUUGGACAUAUCAAGUAUUAUCUGGCGCCUAAAAUCGACGACGAGGAAGAAAAUUGAGAGAACGGCCGGGCGUGAAUUGAUGAGCGCGAGCGGUGACGUGGCAGACAGCGCAUCGGUCUGCUUAGAGAUUCCGGGUUCAAUUCCCGGCGGACAAAUUUUUUCAUACGCUUCCUCUUCGGUGGUCCGGAACCACCAAGAGUAUCUUCCAUGUCAUGGAAAAACUUCUGUGACAUUAUUUGAAAUAAAAUUUUGUCUAAUGCUUCUAA
Messenger RNA from Dinoponera quadriceps, 1139 nucleotides. RefSeq names its product proliferating cell nuclear antigen (gene PCNA). Lineage: Eukaryota; Metazoa; Arthropoda; Insecta; Hymenoptera; Formicidae. The transcript has 4 exons. The coding region runs from base 145 to 930 and encodes 261 amino acids. Gene Ontology annotation, molecular function: DNA binding; DNA polymerase processivity factor activity. The record is from RefSeq and is a predicted model, not a curated record. Gene Ontology annotation, cellular component: PCNA complex. Gene Ontology annotation, biological process: translesion synthesis; regulation of DNA replication; mismatch repair.